AUGGGCGGCGGCGACCUGGAGUACCUGCUGCGGCUGCUUCACUGGGCGGGGACGCUGCGCCACCCGCGAGCUGGCCUGUGGUCCAGCCGCGCCUUCUACGCCCGCAAAGCCUUAGUGAUGGCUGCUGUGGUGCUGUUCCUCAGCUCCCACGCUGCGGUCAUCGUGCUGGAAGGCACAGCAGACCUGGACCGCUUUACCCGCGCGCUCUGUUUCUUCAACACUUCCUUCAUCUGGCUGCUCCGCCUCACACACGUCGCUGUGCGAGAGCGACGCUUCCACGCUAUGGUGCUACAGAUGGGCAGCGACUUUGGAGAGUUCGUGACACGACGCGAUGCUGCGUUGCUGAGCAUGCGCGGUCGCUCGCUGCGGCGAUUCGUGCUCGCCUACCUGUCGUUUGGCGCGGUGGCCGGCAUCGGCUGGGACGUGUUCCCGCUGGUGCGCUACGGCGUCUGCAGCGAGGGGCUGCCCUUCUACAUGGCGCUGCCCUACAGCGUCGACCAGCCACUUGCCUUCGCCGCCACGUGGCUCUUCUGCUUCUGCAUAACAAUGCACGUUGCCGUAAUCACCAUGGUAUUCGACUCCUACAACGUCAGCCUCAUGGCUCAGCUGCGCCAGCAGCUGAGUGUGCUGUCCGGCAACAUCCGUGCUCUAGCGGACGAGGGAGGUCGCGAGUUGUUGUCUGUCGCGUACUCCAGUCAGACCAUGAAGUCGCCAACACCUGUCAAAAGCAAUCAUUUACGUCAUCGUCUGCGGAGCAUCAUUCGCCACCACCAAGCUAUCAUCAGGAACGUUGAGUCGCUGGAGGAGUGCUUGGGAAGCAUGCUGUUAGGGCAAAGCCUGUCCAUCGGGGCCUCCAUCUGCUUCCAGCUGUUCCAGGUUGCCACGAGUGCGGAAAGCUUGGCAGAGGCCGGCAAGUUCGGUUGCUACCUGUCCGUCAUGCUGGCUCAGCUCUUCGUCUACUGCUGGUUUGGAGACGACCUCAUCACAGAGGUUUUAAAUGUGUCUUACUCAUUCUUUGCCAUUCUUCGGAAUUUCAAGGAAGAAUAG
Schistocerca piceifrons (Central American locust) is the source of this 1047-nucleotide messenger RNA. Its product is annotated as odorant receptor 4-like. Gene Ontology annotation, cellular component: plasma membrane. The transcript is spliced from 6 exons. Bases 1 to 1047 code for a protein of 348 amino acids. Gene Ontology annotation, molecular function: olfactory receptor activity; odorant binding. The record is from RefSeq and is a predicted model, not a curated record. Gene Ontology annotation, biological process: sensory perception of smell; detection of chemical stimulus involved in sensory perception of smell. NCBI's taxonomy places the organism in Eukaryota, Metazoa, Arthropoda, Insecta, Orthoptera, Acrididae.